Messenger RNA from Oncorhynchus kisutch (coho salmon), 665 nucleotides. Its product is annotated as rab15 effector protein-like. The coding region runs from base 1 to 654 and encodes 217 amino acids. The transcript is spliced from 3 exons. The record is from RefSeq and is a predicted model, not a curated record. NCBI's taxonomy places the organism in Eukaryota, Metazoa, Chordata, Actinopteri, Salmoniformes, Salmonidae. Gene Ontology annotation, biological process: receptor recycling.
AUGCAGGAGCUGGCUGAGGAGAUCCUGAGGCAGAGGGACAUCAAGUCUGAGGUCUUGUCCCAGGCAUCGCUCUAUGUAGCCGGCCAGUUGAGGAACUCCCUGGAUUUCCAGGACCCCCAGAACCAGCUACAACCCAGCCUGGGCACCCCCAAUGACAUCUUCCUGGUCCAGUUCAUCUUUUCCUGCAUAGAGCGGGGUCUCUACAACUGUAUUGUCACCAGCAAGAUGACCUUAACAGCAGAGCCUGUUGCUGGGGACCAGGCAAGGCCCAUGCUUUCAGAGGCCAGGUUGAAGGCUGAGAGGCUGGGGAGGAGCAUCAGGGAGAGGGUGGCCACCAAUGCUCUUUUCUGGAACAUGAGUCAUCUGGAGGAGUUCUGUGGACUAGUGGAGAGGGAUUGUUUGGGGAUGUUGCUGGUGUUCAGCCUCCUCUGGAGACCCAUGGACAUCAGGAGGGUAAUGCUGAGGUCCCUGACGACAUGGGCAACUCAAAGACUGCCUCUGGAUGGAGAAAGGCUGCUCAGGGACUUCUUUCAGAAUACAACCUCUUCCCUGUCUGUCACAGAGAUGCUGGAACUCUGCAUGGACAAGAGAGAUGUAGGGAAUGUUUAUAUUAGAUUUAUGCAGGAGCUGUCUGAUAGUGCCUUCUUUGACUGAUGCUAACAUGU